Nilaparvata lugens (brown planthopper) is the source of this 2237-nucleotide messenger RNA. It is a transcript of the gene Syx16, whose product is annotated as syntaxin-16. The record is from RefSeq and is a predicted model, not a curated record. Bases 1 to 753 code for a protein of 250 amino acids. Gene Ontology annotation, molecular function: SNARE binding; SNAP receptor activity. Gene Ontology annotation, biological process: vesicle fusion; vesicle-mediated transport; intracellular protein transport. NCBI's taxonomy places the organism in Eukaryota, Metazoa, Arthropoda, Insecta, Hemiptera, Delphacidae. Gene Ontology annotation, cellular component: SNARE complex; endomembrane system; membrane. The transcript is spliced from 5 exons.
AUGCCGGUGUAUUUCCGUGAACAGGAGGAAAACAUCUUGAAGAAGGAACUUCGUGAGAAGCUUAUGUUCGGCACCACUCACAAGCUAGUACAGCAAAUCAGACAGCAGAGCAGUAUAGGAGACGGUGACAAUGUCACUGAAAUUGAGAGGCAGCUGUCGAAAAAUGUCACUACGUCACUAGUCGCGUCACUACAGGAGUUAUCGAUAACCUUCCGACGAUUGCAGAACUCUUAUUUGAAAAGACUGAACAUGAGAGAGGAACGUUCAAAGCCGUUUUUCGAUACAGCCCUCGACAUUGAUUUGAACAGCGACAGUACAAUCGUCGAUUUGAACAACUGGGGAAGCGGAGGUUUCAAUUUGACCAGCGAGGCUGAGAAUCUCGAUCGCCAGUUUAGCUACAAAUCUAUGCUUGCUGGAGGAGCGGAUCAGGCCCAGGCGCAGCUAUUAAUGUUGGAAGAGGAGAAUACAAGGUUGGCAGCCCAUCACGAAACUGAGGUUCAGGGAAUUGUCAAAUCCAUCCUUGAUUUGAACGACAUUUUCAAAGAUUUGGCACAUAUGGUGGUCGAACAGGGCACUGUUCUAGAUAGGAUAGACUACAAUAUAGAGCAGACCCAAACUCAGGUACAUCAGGGAUACCAACAGUUGAGAAAAGCCGACGAAUAUCACCGGAAAAAUCGGAAAAUGGUCUGCAUAAUCGUGCUAGCUUCAGUCACCAUGUUCCUCACCUUUCUACUAAUCAUUGUCAAAACAUAGGUCAACAUUCUAUUAGUGAAAUAUAGUCAAUGUUUUCAAAUUUGUUAAAACAUGAACUGUGUUAUGGAAAUUGGUCAUAUCUAUCAUUCACACUGUAUCAAAAUUUUGUCAUGAAGGAAAAAUACCAUCAGAAGAUAUCCCAUGGUUUAUGUUCCAAUUUUCACUGAUGAAAAACAUUAUACAGAUGGAGAAUUCUAUUGAUCAUUGUAAAAACAUUGACUGUUUAGCAGGGAAUCUAUUUGGAAAACUAUAAACAUUUUGGAAUUGUUUUCAGAUAGGAUAGGCUGUGCUGAAUCGCUGAAUGAUAUUAUUUGCUAUGAGCAUUUAGAAAAUGAAUUAUCAAGCAUUAAACUCAAUAUGAAUUACGGUAUGAUAUUUUCAAGAUACUAUGAAAUGUGUGAAGUGGAAGUUUAUUAUAUUUGUUGUCUAACACUGUCUGUUAUUGAUAUUCCAAGUGUUACUUAUGCUAAAACUAGUCAGUUUCAUAUCUACUCUCAUUUUGAAACAAUAUAUGCCAGUUGCACAAAAGCCGGUUAAAUUUCAACCGCGAUUAAUUUCACGAGAACCAAUAGGAGAAACCGUCAUUUCUAAAAGGCCUUCUCUGAUUGGUUCUCUUGUGAAAUCAAUCACGGUUAAUAUUUAACCGGCUUUUGUGCAACCGGGGCCUAAUUGUCUGUAUGUAUUAGAAAAUUUGCCAUUUCAUUUCAAUUUUGACAUUUGACAAAUCUGUCUUCAAACAUCUAGUGAAAAUGUAUCAUGAUCAAUUUAUCACAAACUCGAUUUAUUUCUAAAUAGGAGUGUCAUUUAUUUUUGAAAUCCACAAAUCAAAUCCUGUAUAAUCAAAGUGUAUAUAGAUUUUGAUGAAUAAAAUAAAUGUUUAAGUUUCACUUUUACUUACAUUCUUUACUUUACUUUUAAUGUUUUUACAUUAAGUAUCCACUUUAGUACCUAAUUUAAAACAUUCAAACUUUUCAAUUAAAAGAGUUGGCAGUAUGUAUAAAAUUUAUUCAUGUCGCAUCUGAAUUGUCUGUUGUAGAAUUAUUUUAAAAUUGGUAUACUUAUCAAAAUGUUCUAUUCUCGUUGAUAUUGUGGUAACUAUAGUAUUAAAUACUACACUAUACUGAUAUUAUCUCACCUGUAGCCAAUGUAUUCUGUCACUUCUCAACAUAAAUUAAAUUGCCUCAGCUUUAUACAAGUUUAAUUUUUAAGUUAAUUAAUUUUUAUAAAUUAUGUAGAAUCAUUAAGAAAUUUGUUUACUUUUCAAAAGUUCUUGUAUGAACACAGAAUGUUCUAUUGUUGUUGAUAUUGUGAUAUUACAAUACCACUAUAUCGAUAUUAUCUCACCUGUAUAUAUUCUGUUACUUCUCAAAUAAAUUAAAUUGCCUUAGCUUUAGUUAGUUAGCAAAUUCGUUGUAUAUUCAGACUAUUUAGAUUGAAUUGUAGCCUAUGUACGUUAAUAUUUAUUUAUUUUUAUAGAAAUAAAC